AUAUAAACAAAAAGCCAAAACACAGCUGACAAUAAAUACAAACUCCCAAAUAAAUUUAAUUACACAAAAUGCUACAAUUCCUGCGCAAUCUGCCGAAAAUCGAGCUGCACGCUCAUCUAAAUGGCAGUUUGAACAUUGACAGCAUCCGCGAAUUGGCGGCGAAAGUUUAUGGCGUUCAGACAAAAGAAUUUUCUACAUUAUGCGAGCGUUUCAUUAAAUUCGAGAAGGGCGCGAAGUUGGACGACUGCUUCGAAAAGUUUGGCUUCGUGCAUGAGCUGACUUCCACCAAAGAGGGUCUGGAGUACGCCACCGAAUUGGUUAUACGGGACUUCGCCAAGGAUAAUGUCAUAUAUGUGGAGCUGCGCACCACGCCCAAGGCGAACGGAAAUAUGUCCCGUCGUUCGUAUCUGGACACCGUUCUGGGUGUCAUAAAAAAGAAGUCCGAUCUGUAUAAGAUCAAGGUAAAAUUACUGCCGUCCAUAAACCGUGCCGAGCCAGUGGCCGUGGCUGAGGAAACUGUCGCCUUAGCGGUGGAACUAGCCACAGUCGAGCCAGAAAUUAUAGUUGGGAUUGAUUUUAGCGGAAAUCCGAAUCAGGGCAAUUUUAAGGACUUCAUACCAGUAUUAAGCAAGGCACGAAACCAUGGUCUAAAGCUGGCCAUGCAUUGUGCCGAAGUGGAUAAUCCAGUAGAGAUUAGAGAGAUGAUUCGCUUUGGCAUGUCGCGCUGCGGCCAUGGCACAUAUUUAUCUGACUCUGGUUUCGAGCAUAUGAAGGAGGAAAAUAUACCCAUUGAGUGCUGUUUGACGAGCAACGUCAAGUCCGGAACUGUGGCCAACAUUGGGGUUCAUCAUCUCAAGCAGCUGAUGGCAACAUGUGCACCAAAAGUUCUUUGUACUGAUGACAGUGGCGUAUUCGAUACGACAUUAUCGGACGAAUUCUUCCUGGCAACAGAAUCUUUCGGUUUGACCAAGAGUCAAUGCAUCGCGCUGACAAUGGAGGCGGUGGAGCAUGCGUUUGCCACUAGAGAAGAGAAACUAAUGCUGAAAAUGCAGAUUUAUAAAUAUACAAGGCUUCAGAAUAAAUAAAAUGU
Messenger RNA from Drosophila arizonae, 1090 nucleotides. It is a transcript of the gene Ada, whose product is annotated as adenosine deaminase-like protein. Gene Ontology annotation, biological process: adenosine catabolic process; inosine biosynthetic process. Gene Ontology annotation, molecular function: adenosine deaminase activity. The record is from RefSeq and is a predicted model, not a curated record. NCBI's taxonomy places the organism in Eukaryota, Metazoa, Arthropoda, Insecta, Diptera, Drosophilidae.